Molecule: messenger RNA, 327 nt
Organism: Rosa chinensis
Lineage: Eukaryota; Viridiplantae; Streptophyta; Magnoliopsida; Rosales; Rosaceae
Product: glycine-rich protein 23-like
Exons: 1
Coding region: 1-327 (108 amino acids)
Source: RefSeq, a predicted model, not a curated record
AUGGGGGUGGCUCGAGGUUUAGCGGAGGGGUCCGGGCUGGGUGGUUUGAGCAGGGAUGGUGGGUGUCGACGAAAGCUUCCAUGUCCUGUGGCGGGGGGGCUUCGUCAGGGAUCUCCAGAACCUAUGACGGUGGCGUGGCUAGGGCGGUUUUUGGGUGGAUCGGUGUGGCAGCGGGGCUUUGGUGGUCUGGGAGGAUCACUGGGGUGGCACGGCUAUGGUGGAUCUGGUCCGAUCGUGGAGGCGGCGUGGCUAGGCGGUUUCUGCGCGGUUCGUGGGGGGCGCGGCGGCUGUGGGUCUGGUAGUGUGAUCGGCGGCGCUGGAGGAUGA